Molecule: messenger RNA, 1332 nt
Organism: Letharia columbiana
Lineage: Eukaryota; Fungi; Ascomycota; Lecanoromycetes; Lecanorales; Parmeliaceae
Exons: 1
Coding region: 1-1332 (443 amino acids)
Cellular component (GO): methionyl glutamyl tRNA synthetase complex
Molecular function (GO): tRNA binding
Source: RefSeq, a predicted model, not a curated record
AUGUCGACCUCAACAUCCUCCCCAAAAGACCUCGUCACCUUUCUACAUUCCUCCUUCCAUUCUGCAGUACCAGUCACUACCUCGGUAGCAGAUCUAUCUAGCAACACCUCCCACCAGCUUUACCCUGACACUGUCUACACGGACAACGAGAAGGUCGAAACAUCACAAUGGCUGACUGCAUCAUCUCAUCUUGCUGCCUCUGAUGAGGACGAGGCAAAACAUGCCGAACGUCUGGGCUCACUCAACAUCCACCUCUCUACUCGCACAACUCUACUCGGCAGCAAGCCUUCAAUAGCAGACGCAGCCAUGUUUCACAGAUUAGCCCCAGCAGUGAGAUCAUGGAGUGCCGAGGAACGGACCGGCGAACAUGGCUACCAUCACAUCGUACGAUACAUCGAUUUUGUGCAAAAUGCCCCGUUAUUUGGGCUGUCACUCUCAGCAGACGACAAGGUCAACAUCGAUGCUAGCGACCUCAAAUUUAUACACAAGCCUCUAGAUCCCAAGGAGGAGAAAGAGCGCAAGAAGAAAGAGAAAGCUCUAGCCGCAGCUGCAGAAGGGCAGGCGCCAUUAGUGGUUGGCAGAGGCAAGGAGGGCAAGGGCAAGGCACAAGAAGAAGCGCAAUCCAAAACAGCAAUAGCUGAUGGCGCCACGCCCCAACCCAGCAAGAAGGAAAAGAAAGAAAAAGCUCCUAAACCAGCCAAGCAACCGCCGAAAGAGACGCCCCUCUCCCCACACCUCAUUGAUCUCCGCGUCGGCCACAUUCUCAAAGCCGUCCCGCACCCCAACGCCGAUUCUCUCUACGUCUCUACCAUCGCCUGCGGAGACCCUCCCGGUACUGAAAACACCUCGGAACAUGAAGGCAAGGUCGUACGUACUGUAUGCUCUGGGCUCAACGGUUUGGUACCGCUGGAGGAAAUGCAGGGGAGGAAGAUCAUAGCUGUUUGCAACCUCAAGCCUGUGACGAUGAGAGGUGUGAAGUCUGCUGCUAUGGUUCUAGCCGCGUCACCGAGGUCAAAGGAAGGCGAAGAGGACAAUCACAAAGGUCCAGUGGAAUUGGUCACCCCCCCGGAAGUAGCGGCUGCUGGCGAGAGGGUGUGCUUUGAUGGGUGGGAAGGGGAGCCAGAAGGGGUACUGAAUCCAAAAAAGAAAGUCUGGGAGAGCUUGCAACCCGGGUUUACUACGACCGAGGGCCUAGAAGUGGGUUUCGAGGCGAGUGGAGUGGAAGCCUUGAAGGAUACAGAUGGGGAUAAGGGGAAGGGAGUAAAGCGGUUGGUGACGAAGAGUGGAGGGCGGUGUACUGUGAAGAGCUUGAAAGGAGCGGUGGUGCGAUAG